Messenger RNA from Euleptes europaea (tarantolino), 1978 nucleotides. RefSeq names its product glutamate decarboxylase 2 (gene GAD2). The transcript has 16 exons. The record is from RefSeq and is a predicted model, not a curated record. Lineage: Eukaryota; Metazoa; Chordata; Lepidosauria; Squamata; Sphaerodactylidae. The coding region runs from base 15 to 1772 and encodes 585 amino acids. Gene Ontology annotation, cellular component: cytoplasm. Gene Ontology annotation, biological process: GABA shunt. Gene Ontology annotation, molecular function: pyridoxal phosphate binding; glutamate decarboxylase activity.
CGCCCGUUCCGCAGAUGGCCACCCCCGGCUCUGGUUUUUGGUCCCUCGGGUCCGAGGAGGGCUCCGGGGACCCCGACAACCCCGGCCCAGCAAAAGCUUGGUGUCAGGCCGCCCAGAAGUUUACAGGAGGCAUUUCAACCAAACUCUGUGCCCUGCUGUACGGAGAUGGGGAGAAGCCCAUGGAGACGGGCGCGAGAGAGGACCCCAGCGCGCCCCCGAGAAAACCCACUUGCGCCUGCAAUAAAAAGCCCUGCGGUUGCGAGAAAGCCGAUAUUAAUUAUGCAUUUUUACACUCCUCAGAUCUUCUGCCGGCUUCCGAUGGAGAAGUAGCCACCUUGUCUUUCUUACAAGACGUUAUGGACAUUUUGCUCCAAUAUCUGGUGACCAAUUUUGACAGAUCAAACAAAGUCAUCGAUUUCCACUAUCCAAACGAGCUUCUUCAGGACUAUAACUGGGAACUGUCGGAUCAGCCUCAGACCUUGGAAGAAAUUCUGUUGAAUUGCAGAACCGCGCUUAAAUAUGCCAUUAAAACAGGGCACCCCAGGUAUUUCAACCAGCUGUCAACUGGAUUGGAUAUGGUUGGAUUAGCUGCGGAUUGGUUAACGUCUACAGCCAAUACUAACAUGUUCACUUAUGAAAUUGCUCCAGUGUUUGUUCUUAUGGAAUAUGUCACGUUAAGGAAGAUGAGAGAGAUAAUUGGCUGGCCAGGGGGUGCUGGCGAUGGGAUCUUUUCACCUGGUGGUGCCAUAUCUAACAUGUAUGCUAUGUUGAUUGCACGUUUCAAGAUGUUUCCAGAAGUUAAAGAGAAAGGAAUGGCAGCUAUUCCGAGACUGGUUGCCUUCACAUCCGAGCACAGCCAUUUUUCUGUGAAGAAAGGAGCAGCGGCCUUAGGAAUUGGUACUGACAGUGUGGUUUUGAUCAGAUGUGACGAAAGAGGGAAAAUGAUACCAUCUGAUCUUGAAAGGAGAAUUGUUGAGGCAAAGCAAAAGGGAUUUGUUCCAUUCCUUGUAAGCGCCACAGCAGGGACUACCGUAUACGGGGCGUUUGAUCCGCUCAUAGCUAUUGCGGAUAUCUGCAAGAAGUACAAGGUCUGGAUGCAUGUCGACGGAGCCUGGGGAGGUGGGUUGCUGAUGUCGAGGAAACACAAAUGGAAAUUAAACGGUAUUGAAAGGGCCAACUCCGUGACAUGGAACCCACACAAGAUGAUGGGAGUUCCCCUGCAGUGCUCGGCUCUGCUCGUUAGAGAAGAGGGGAUCAUGCAGAGCUGCAAUCAAAUGCAUGCUACCUACCUCUUUCAACAAGACAAGCACUACGAUCUGUCCUAUGACACCGGAGACAAAGCCUUGCAAUGCGGGCGCCAUGUUGAUGUCUUUAAACUCUGGCUAAUGUGGAGGGCAAAGGGCACUACGGGAUUUGAAGCCCAAAUCGACAAGUGUUUGGAGCUUGGGGAAUACCUUUAUAACAAAAUUAAGAACAGAGAGGGUUUUGAAAUGGUGUUCGAUGGAAAGCCUCAGCACUCGAAUGUUUGCUUCUGGUACGUGCCUCCCAGUUUAAGGGAUAUGGAGGAUAAUGAAGAAAGGCUGAACCGUCUUUCAAAGGUGGCCCCGGUAAUUAAAGCCCGAAUGAUGGAGUAUGGCACCACCAUGGUCAGCUAUCAGCCCCUGGGAGACAAGGUGAACUUCUUUCGUAUGGUUAUCUCCAAUCCAGCAGCAGCUCACCAAGACAUCGAUUUCCUGAUUGAGGAAAUAGAGCGCCUGGGGCAAGAUUUAUAAUAAUUUGGUCUGCCAAGCAUUGCUGAAACCUCUCUAAGUAGACAAUUAAGUUGUCACAAACUGUGGUGAAUGUAUUUGUAGUUUGUUCCAAAGUGAAUCUAUUUCUAUAUUGUGGUGUCAAAGUAGAGUACAAUUUAAAACUGAGAACAUUGCUCCCUUCAAGAGUCUUUUUCCUCCCUUCCCUUUGAGUUUGUAAAUACCUUUUU